UAUUCAAUCACACAAUCUCUCUCAAAUCUCAACCCAACAAUGUCAAGGAUGAAACUCGAUCGCAAGCCUCCGCUCGCCAAGUCCCCGACCCGUCUCCGACCACCCAGCCGCGUCCUCCGAUCAGGCUCAACCUCCCUCCAAACCCCACCAGGGUCGCUGACGAAAUCCCAGAAACCGAGCCGAAUGUGGGACAUGGAGGAGCCGGAUCUCCGGCCGGAAUACCGCUCCAUUUCCUGCGAACUGAGGGCUCUGGCGAAGAUGGUAGGCAAGGAAUUCGGGGAUGAAGAUUGCGAAAAGGCUGGUUCGGGGUUUCGUGAAUCUGUGAGUGCUAAUCCAAGCCCUUUGUUUGAGAGGGGGAAAUUGUAUGAGGAGUAUUCUGCUAGGAGGAAUGAGAGGCUGAGGAAGAAGUAUGGCGGAACAGGGGAGGAGUUCAAGUCUGCGUUUAAGCAGAAGCUGGGGGUUGCGGUGGAGUCUGCGAAGCGAGGCAGUGGGACUAGGAAGCUGGAAAGUAUGAGGAAAUCUGUGUCUGCUGCGUAUUCUGUGGAGAGGACAAGCGAGACGCCGAGGUAUAUGCUGAGGAGUAUGAGCAAGGAGAAUAAGAAGCCUCCUCUGGCUCAGCCCCCUGCUGCUCUGUAUUCUGCUCAGAGAUCAAGUGUUGGAGGUGGAAGGAAGACAGCGUCUCGAAGAGUUGGGUAUUAGGAAUAAUGGGGAUUUGAGUUUGGGGUGUUUUGUGUUUUGGGUAUGUGGCUUGCCUUUGAGUCUUUGUUUCUGAAACUCUGUGGUUGGAGUUGGGGAUGAACUUGUGGGAUUCAUAUAUGGCUUGACUUUGUUUUUCUUUGUUUAUGGAACUAUAUGUUGUUCAUUCAGAUGUUAUUGUCUGAAUAACAUUUUAGCAGUUUCUGUUUGAAAGAUUGUUGGCUGGACCAAAUUUGUCUUGCAGUGCACAAUAUACAUGUUUUCAGUUUAUAUUU
Fragaria vesca subsp. vesca is the source of this 971-nucleotide messenger RNA. RefSeq lists its product as uncharacterized. Lineage: Eukaryota; Viridiplantae; Streptophyta; Magnoliopsida; Rosales; Rosaceae. The record is from RefSeq and is a predicted model, not a curated record. Bases 40 to 699 code for a protein of 219 amino acids. The transcript has 2 exons.